CGACAUUUGGCUUUUUACUCUGCAAUAAUCAGUUACUGCAUAUUGCUACAUUGCGCUUACAACCAGGGAAAUGGAGGAGCCACGACCCGAGCCCCAGGGUUCAGGGGAAAAUGCGCCGGCGCCACAAGCAGCAGCUGCUGGCGAGGAGGUUGUCACAGUGGAAGCAAAGGCGGCGGCUUGUACUGCAUGCGGUGAUGACGCGCCGGCAGCCGCUGGCGAUGGUGCGGUUUUGGCGGGGACGGCGGCUGCAGCUGGCGGAGGUCGGCCCAAGGACCGUGCCAAGCGGAGCGUCGCCCUGCACACGGGCUACGUCGGAACAGGCUUCAAGGGCUCCUCCAUCAACCGGACUCUCGGCGAGAAUGUCACUAUUGAGCAGGUUCUGGAGAAGGCGCUCUUCGCGGCGGGCUGCAUCAGUGAGGCCAACUUCGGCUCGUUCUCCAAGAUCAGGUGGAGCCGCGCCAGCCGCACCGACAAGGGCGUGCACUCGCUGGGCACGGUGAUGGGGCUGCGCAUGCUGGUGGACGACGCCAAGUACGUGGCCGGCCCCGACGGCGACUGCGAGGGGCUGGCACUGGCCGAGGCCGUCAACACACACCUGCCGCCGCAGAUCCGUGUGUUCACGGUGCAGAAGACCAACAAGAAGUUCUCGGCCCGCCACAUGUGCGAGGGCCGCGUGUACCAGUACUACUUACCGGUGUCCAUGAUUGACCUCAAGUGUGAUGGCAGCGAGGAGGACGCGCAGCGCCUGGCCAAGUUUCGCGACGCGCUCAAAUGCUACGAGGGCUCGCACCCCUUCCACAACUUCACGAAGCGGGUGACGUACCAGCCGGGCGGCAGCAAUGUGCAGUUCCGGCCAGGGCGCGGCAAGCGCGGCCGGGGCGACGGCGACGACAGUGCCCCAGCGGCCGCUGACGCCGGCACGGAGGGAGACGCCAAACAAGAGCCGCAGGCUGCGGAUGCUGCUGCGGGCGACGCGGCUGCAGCUGAUAAGGAGGCGGGGGCAGCGGCGGGACCUGAAGCUGCUGACACGGCCGCCGCUGACCAGCAAGCGGCAAAGGGCACGGAGCCGGAGGCAAAGCGACAGAAGCAGGACCCGGAGGCUGCACAGGCGGCGGGAGCGGAUGGGGCCGGCGAGCGCGGCGGGCGGGGCCGCGGCGGACGCGGCGGGCGGGGCGCCGGCGGGCGGGGCGGGGGCGGCGGGCGCAAGCGGCGGGGCAGUGACGACGAGGACGAGGAGGAGGAGGAGGACGAGGAGGGUGGUGCCGGGGAGCUGGAUGACGACGAUGACAUGGCGGCGGCGGCGGCGGCGGCGGCCGCACAGGAGGGCAAGGCCGGCGAGCCGAACAGCGGCAACGCUGCUGACGGCGACGGUGUGGUGGGUCGCUACGGCCCCUACGGCCGCGUGCUGCUGCUGCGCUGGCAGACCGAGGUGGACCCCCGGGACCGCAUCACGCAGACCUUCUACCGCCGCAUCUACUCCUUCACGGCAGCCGACCCCAAGCCGAUGGUGGAGGGCGGCGAGCCGUGUCUGCUGCUGGAGGUGUCGGGGCAGUCCUUCAUGCUGCACCACAUCCGGCACAUGAUCGGCGCGGCCGUGGCCGUCACCCUGGGACUCAUCAGCAAGGAGGUGCUGUUGGGCUCCCUGACGCCCCCCGCGCGCGUGACGCUGCCGCGCGCCCCGCCGCACACGCUGCUGCUGUCCGAUUGCAGCUUCGGCCGCUUCCCCGCGCAGCAGGGCCCCGGUGACAACGACCUGCGCAACAUCACGGGCGAGCGGCUGAGCCUGCGGGAGGGCGGCCAGCAGCGCAAGGAGGCGUUCCGAAACGAGGUGCUGCUGCCGGCUCUGCAGCAGCUGGUGGCGCUGCCGGAGUGGCAGCAGUGGAAGGCGUCCAUGUAUCAGGUGUUCCCCUUCCCCGAGGCUGCUGUCGAGGAAUUUGUCGCGGGCUACCGGCCCUUUGCGGAGCGCCAGGAGCAGAAGCGAAAGGAGAAGGAGGAGCACUGGCAGAAACGGCUGGAGGCCGGAGAGGUGGAGGAGGGAGACCGCGACGAUGAGGAGGACGAUGAGGAGGAGGGCGGCGAGGGCGGCCAAGGGCGCCGGCGGCAUGGUGGUGGGCGUGGCGGGAGAGGCGGGCGUGGUGGUGGCGGCGGCGGCUGGCGUGGCGGCCGUGGUCGGGGUGGCGGUGGCGGACGUGGGUGGGGCGGACGGCGUGGUGGCCGCGGCGCUUGGUGAGGAUAUGGUGUGAUGACCGUGACCGCGUGGACUUGUGGGAGGUCUGCGACCGCGUGGAAUGGUGUGUGUGUGUAUAUGUGUGUGUGUGUGUGUGUGUGUGUGUGUGUGUGUGUGUGUGUGUGUGUGUGUGUGUGUGUGUGUGUGUGUGUGUGUGUGUGUGUGUGUGUGUGUGUGUGUGUGUGUGUGUGUGUGCGGUCUCUGCGCAAAGCACGGGCUGAGCCGUUGGUGCUGCCGUGACGCCCGAGGAGCUGAAGGCAGAGUGAGCUGAUGCCGACUGGGUGGAUGGCGUCAAGGCAGAUACGUAGGGCGUGCGGCUUGGUGGAGGCGAGUUUGAUGGAUUGCGCAUGCUGGAUUGAGACGCGAUGCAGAGCCGAGCCAUCUGUGAUGAGGGCGCAACUCGCAUGUGUGCGAUUGGACAGGGUGAGGGGCAACUGGCAUGUGUGUGGUGGCGUGGCCGUGUAAGACCACGGUGGUAUAUCUGGCACCGCGACAUGCCGCUCCCUCCAUCCGGCAUGUGCAUGUCUUCCGGCAGCUAUAGCACAUACCCAGCACAACCUGCCUUGCACCCUGUCCCAUCACACACCCAGCACUCUGCGCGUUGCAGCCGCAGCCAUGCACCACGCAACGGUAAGCUAACACAGCAGAGGUGUUGCGCCGACGGGACUGUGCCAAGGUCCAGUUGAGCAAUUUCCAGGAUUACACGCUCUGCGUCUGGGUAUGCCACUCGCACGUCUCAUCAGGCACGUUUCUUGUGUGCAGGUCCAGGCAGGGUAGCGGGAGGUAGGCGCAUAUAACCAGGUGACCCAGCUCUUAGCCAUUCAAGUACUCGGACGCAUUCGCAGCGGGCCUAUCAUGACGCUAGCGGAGUCUUCACUCAAAUGAAAGCCCACCCCAUGCGCAUGCCAUGCGGGUCACGCCUCUUGUUAUUCUUCCGCUCAUCAGUAACCAGUGACUCAGUGACUCUGCCCUCUUAUUUAGCGUCCACGCCGCUAUCACUCGGUGGCGCAGGAUGCACCAAGAACCGUGAUGCGUACCGUACACUCGUACGCCGACACCGGUGUAGACAGUUUAUUGCUUAUAGCGCGAGUUUGACCGUUCCUUGACCGACCCCGCUGCCUAUCCAACCACACAAGCCUCUAGGGCUCAGCCCCUAGCCUUACGAGCCUCGGCUCGUGAGGAAGCGCACAACAUUUUCGUUGGCGGCUUUGGCUUUCGUUACUAACUUUUUGUAGCCUUUUGCGGGCUCUGUGAGGCUUUACGACUUGGUUACGACUUGGUUUGGAUGGCUUCGGCCUUGGGUGGGUGCGUCGCGCCCUGUUUUCGGCAUCGCGCGUUCUGUGGCGGCUGGCCGCGUCUGGGUGGCCGGCCGCGCUCGUUCUGCUCUGUGGUCGCUUUUUGGUUUCGUGUGUGCAGGUUACGGGUGGCCCUGGUGGUCGCUCGUGGCCCGGCGCAAGCUUCGAUGUUCCGUGGUGCUCCUCGGCGCCUCUCCUCGUGCCGCCUGGCCCGCCGUCGUCUCCACCGGCGGCCUUGCUGGCUCAGCAGAUAGUUAGGUUGCGGGUGCCGUUCGUAGCAUGGCGGUUCAGGGACCGUUAGGCAGCAGGUGACGCUGGUCGGGUAGUCCCGGGUGUCGGGUUGUGAGUGCCCGGGCGGCUGUUGCCCGGGCGCCCGGGCGGCUGGUGCUCCUGUUCGCCUCCGGGCGCGCGCGUGCCUGUUUGAUGGGUCGGUCUAGUUCGCUGGUGGGGCGGGUGGAGGGCGGUGUGCCCGUGGCGAGGUGUUGUGGUGUACUGGUGGUUUGGUCAGUUUCCGGCUCGGUUUCCCUUUGUGGUGCCUCGGCACCGACGUUUCCGGACAUGGGCCUCCGGGCCAAGACAUUGCGCGUCUGUGACGCCGACGAGAAAAUGUGUGGUGCUUGCGUUUGAUGGGGAUGUCGGCAGACCUCUGGCCUGUCGCGCCUUGUUGUGCGUGGGUGCUGCCGCCAAAAGACCUAAACGAGAUGAGGGGUGUUACGUGGCGGUGGGGCUUUGGCGGGCUUCGGCUUGGCUUCGACU
This is a messenger RNA of Chlamydomonas reinhardtii, 4278 nucleotides long. RefSeq lists its product as uncharacterized. The transcript is spliced from 14 exons. Gene Ontology annotation, biological process: mRNA pseudouridine synthesis; tRNA pseudouridine synthesis. The record is from RefSeq and is a predicted model, not a curated record. The coding region runs from base 71 to 2230 and encodes 719 amino acids. Gene Ontology annotation, molecular function: RNA binding; pseudouridine synthase activity. Gene Ontology annotation, cellular component: nucleus. Lineage: Eukaryota; Viridiplantae; Chlorophyta; Chlorophyceae; Chlamydomonadales; Chlamydomonadaceae.